Messenger RNA from Phanerochaete carnosa HHB-10118-sp, 648 nucleotides. RefSeq lists its product as uncharacterized. The record is from RefSeq and is a predicted model, not a curated record. Bases 1 to 648 code for a protein of 215 amino acids. The transcript is spliced from 5 exons. Lineage: Eukaryota; Fungi; Basidiomycota; Agaricomycetes; Polyporales; Phanerochaetaceae.
AUGGGUGCAAACGACCGCGUAGACGAACCACAGUCCUACUAUGAGCAAGGCUCCACCGUCGUGCGACGCGCCGUUAAACACGUCGGCGAGACGUAUACAAAGCCAGGCAUGGACCGUGUCGGCCAGUCGUUUGACAGACGCCCCAUCUUCACGGCUUUUGUGGUUAUCUUCUCCUUCCUGAGCCUCAUUCCUGUGCUCUCCUUCGCUGCAUUCACCGUCUUCGUCUUCGGUCUCUUUUUCUCGCUCGCGUUCGGUGCCGCCCUCCUCGCUUCCCUCUUUGUCGUGCUCAUCGCAGUGAAUUCACAUGCACACUCGGUCCAAGGCGGCUUCUUGGCAUGCACCUUGCUACUCUUGCUCCUCGUCGCGUCCUUCCUCACCUGCUCUGCACUCGGAACACUCGUCGCCGGGCGACUCGUCUUUUAUAUGCGCGUUCACGGACUCCGUGACGGACUUGGUGCUUGGGCGCAAGAGAUGCGAGGUCGUCUACUGUCGUCUGCGGAAGAACCGGCAGAGAAGACAGAAGAUAUCGUGAUUAAACCCGAGCAAGGCAAGCAAGACGAGCACCUCUCGGACUCUAGCUCCACUGUGGUCGUCGAAGGUGCUCCCCAUAACGACGCCACGGAGCUGUGGAAGCAGACUAGCCACUGA